This is a messenger RNA of Cynocephalus volans (Philippine flying lemur), 517 nucleotides long. Its product is annotated as hemoglobin subunit alpha-1-like. The record is from RefSeq and is a predicted model, not a curated record. The transcript has 3 exons. Gene Ontology annotation, molecular function: peroxidase activity; iron ion binding; oxygen binding. Gene Ontology annotation, biological process: oxygen transport; hydrogen peroxide catabolic process. Lineage: Eukaryota; Metazoa; Chordata; Mammalia; Dermoptera; Cynocephalidae. Gene Ontology annotation, cellular component: hemoglobin complex; haptoglobin-hemoglobin complex; blood microparticle. The coding region runs from base 18 to 446 and encodes 142 amino acids.
CUCAGAAAGAACCCACCAUGGUGCUGUCUUCUGCUGACAAGACCAACGUCAAGGCCCUCUGGGGCAAAGCUGGUGACCAUGUCACCGAUUAUGGCGCGGAGGCCCUGGAGAGGAUGUUCAUGUCCUUUCCCACCACCAAGACCUACUUCCCCCACUUCGACCUGAGCCACGACUCCAAACAGGUCAAGGAGCAUGGCAAGAAGGUGGCCAAUGCGCUGACCAAUGCCGUGGCUCACGUGGACGACCUGCCCGGUGCUCUGUCUGCUCUGAGCGACCUGCACGCGCAGAAGCUGCGGGUGGACCCCGUCAACUUCAAGCUCCUGAACCACUGCCUGGUGGUGACCCUGGCCAGACACCAUCCUGAAGCAUUCACCCCUGAAGUCCACGCCUCCGUGGACAAGUUCCUGGCCUCUGUGAGCACCGUGCUGACCUCCAAAUACCGUUAGGCUGGAGCCUCAGCGACCCCCACCCCCAACCUGCUUGGCCUCCGUGCCAGACCAUCCUCCCUCCAGGCACC